Amborella trichopoda is the source of this 2041-nucleotide messenger RNA. The record is from RefSeq and is a predicted model, not a curated record. NCBI's taxonomy places the organism in Eukaryota, Viridiplantae, Streptophyta, Magnoliopsida, Amborellales, Amborellaceae.
CCAUGUGCUAAACGACCUCCUCUCUUCUCCCCCCUCUUGCAAUUCUAGAGAGAGAGAGAGAGAGAGAGAGAGAGGUGUGAGAAAGUUGACUCAAAUCGAGAGCCCCAAUCCCCUUUCUCUCUCCCCCACGGUCUGCAAUUCCCCCCCCCCCUCUCUCUCUAACAUGGCGGAGUUCCAGAGCUCUCAACCCUAUCCUCCUCGGUGUCAGCCUUCUCGCCGUUUGCCUGAUUUUUUACAGAGCGUGAACCUCAAGUACGUGAAGCUAGGGUACCAUUACCUCAUAACCCACCUCCUCACCCUCCUUCUCAUCCCUUUAAUGGCGGUCAUCUUAGUCCAGGCCUCUCAGAUGAACCCAGAUGACGCUCUGGAACUUUGGGUUCACCUUCAAUAUAAUCUCGUUAGUGUUCUUGUUUGCUCCGCUUUCCUUGUGUUUGGCUCCACGGUCUAUAUCAUGACCAGGCCUCGUCCAAUCUACCUCGUUGAUUACGCCUGCUACAAACCACCUUCUCAUCUCAAGGUCGCAUUCGCUCAAUUCAUGGAGCACUCGAAGCUUUCUGGCAAAUUUGACGAGCCUGCCCUAGAGUUUCAGAGGAAGAUUUUGGAGAGGUCAGGUUUAGGAGAAGAAACGUAUUUCCCUGAUGCCAUGCAUCAAUUGCCUCCUCGCCUGUCAAUGGCGGCUGCCAGAGAAGAGGCGGAGCAAGUCAUGUUUGGUGCCCUUGAUAAGCUGUUCUCGAACACGAGGAUUAGACCCAAAGAUGUCGGGAUUUUGAUCGUGAAUUGCAGUCUCUUUAACCCAACACCUUCCCUCUCUGCCAUGAUUGUGAACAAGUACAAGCUCCGGGGGAACAUCAGGAGCUUCAAUUUGGGGGGAAUGGGGUGCAGUGCCGGUGUUAUUGCCAUAGAUCUCGCAAAGGACCUUCUUCAGGUUCAUGGGUCCACUUAUGCAGUGGUUGUGAGCACUGAGAACAUUACCCAAAACUGGUAUUUUGGGAACAAGAGGUCUAUGUUGAUUCCCAAUUGCUUGUUCAGAGUUGGGGGAUCAGCUGUUCUUCUCUCCAACAAGAGCUCAGAUAAGAGACGCUCCAAAUAUGAGCUUGUUCAUGUGGUGAGAACCCAUAAGGGAGCUGAUGAUAAGGCCUUCAGAUGUGUGUAUCAGGAACAAGAUGAGACGGGUAAGCCGGGAGUUUCUCUAUCCAAAGAUCUCAUGGCGAUUGCAGGUGGUGCUCUCAAGACCAACAUUACAACGCUCGGCCCCUUGGUCUUACCCGUUAGCGAGCAGCUCCUCUUCUUUGCUACCCUUGUUGCAAAGAAGCUCUUGAAUGCCAAAAUCAAGCCUUAUAUCCCUGAUUUCAAGCUCGCAUUUGAGCACUUUUGUAUCCACGCAGGUGGCAGAGCUGUGAUUGAUGAAUUGGAGAAGAAUUUGCAGCUUCUCCCUGGUCAUGUCGAGGCCUCAAGGAUGACACUUCACAGGUUUGGUAACACUUCUUCGAGCUCAAUUUGGUAUGAAUUGUCAUACACUGAAGCCAAGGGGAGAAUGAGGAAGGGGCAUAGGGUCUGGCAGAUAGCUUUUGGGAGUGGGUUCAAGUGUAACAGUGCAGUUUGGAAGGCGCUCAAGACUGUGAAGCCAUCACCUGAUGGACCAUGGGAGGACUGCAUCAAUGAGUACCCUGUUCAGAUUUUGGAUGGAGGAUUGCAUCAGUAAGUCCUCUGUUCGAUUUUCGAUGGGUUUGUGCAUUGAGAAUUGGGACUUGGGAAGGUGGGGGUACUUGGAUUUGGUAUUAGGUUCUUGUUAGGCUUGUGAUUCUGACUGGAUAGGGUCUGCCUACUUAGUUUCUGUAUUUUUUUUCUUUUAUUUUAACGUAGCUGUGUGAUCGUCUGGGGUUUUCGAUUUAGUGACUCUCUCUCAACUUCUAAUUUUCCGGGUCAUUGUUGUGUAAAAACUUGGAUUCUUAGGUUGCCAUUCUUGCAUCCAGUGUAAUGGGAAUGUUCCAAAUUGGAUAUUCUUGAAUGAGAUGGAAAGCAAGUUGGUGAGUUUCAUUCA